Molecule: messenger RNA, 876 nt
Organism: Ricinus communis (castor bean)
Lineage: Eukaryota; Viridiplantae; Streptophyta; Magnoliopsida; Malpighiales; Euphorbiaceae
Product: glycine-rich protein 5
Exons: 1
Coding region: 196-657 (153 amino acids)
Source: RefSeq, a predicted model, not a curated record
AAAGAAAAAAAAGAGUGUAAAAACUCGGCCUAUAAAAUUUGAGAGAGAGCUAAACCCUAAACUUGUAUUUAACUUCAUUUACUUCUUACAACUGUUCCCACCGGCUCCAUUUGCCUUUAUAAAGCCCGUCUUCCAACACACUGAGAGAUACACCAAGAAAGAACAACAACAACAAAAUAAGAAAAGAGAAGAAAAAUGGCGAGGUGGUUUGUUAGUAUUAUGCUAGUGCUCGCAGUGGUGCACGCUAGUGCAAGAAAUGUGCCUACUACAACAACAACAACUACUACUACUACUACUACUACCAAGAAUAAGCCAAGUGAUGCUGGUCUUAAUGACCAAAAGAACUUCAUCUCUUAUGGUGGUGUUGGUGGCUACGCUGGUCUUGGUGGCAAUGGGCUUCCAUUCGGUGGCGUUGGUGGACUCGGUGGAGUUACUGGCCUAGGUGGUACUGGUGGUAUUGGUGGUUAUGGCGGUGUUGGUGGUGGGCCUGGAGGCUUGGGAGGUGGUGUUGGUGGUCUCGGUGGACUUGGUGGCGGUGCUGGAGGCGGUGUUGGUGGUGGUGUUGGUGGCGGUGUUGGUGGCGGUGUUGGUGGGGGUGCUGCUGGUGGACUUGGUGGUACUGUUGGUGGUGGAAGUGGGGUCCUUCCUUACCCUUGAAAGAAUGUCCUGUACAUUCAUAUUCCUGCUGCAUCUGUAGUGUGGAAGAGUAGUUUAUGCAUGGCAAUUAUGUUAGUUGUUUGAGAGUUUAUGCUCUUUGUUUGAUAUAAGUAUGUUUUCGUUUGUGUUUCAGGAUUUUAAUUGCUCUUCGUUUGUCUUAAGUUAAUUACUUUUUCAUUAUUACGUCUAAUUAAUGAAUAGUUCUUCUCUUUUCCUUUU